AUGAUUUUAAGCGUGGCCCUAAUCUGGGGAGUUGUAGUUGGGUUGUGCUGCUGCUUGUGGCUUAUUUUGGGUGUACGCAGAAGACACCCCGGUGAGCCCCCGCUUGAGAACGGCCUCAUCCCAUACCUCGGCUGUGCCCUGCAGUUCGGUGCCAACCCUCUGGAGUUCCUGCGGGGACGGCAGAGAAAGCACGGCUCCAUCUUCACAUGCAAGAUCGCCGGCCAGUUUGUCCACUUCCUCUGCGACCCUUUCUCCUACCAUGCAGUCAUCCGCCAGGGUCGCCAUCUGGACUGGAAAAAGUUCCACUUUGCUGCCUCUGUCAAGGCAUUUGGACACGAGAGUAUGGAUCCAAGUCACGGCUACACCACCGAAAACCUGCACCAGACAUUCCUGAAGACCCUACAGGGGGAGGCCCUGCCCUCACUCAUACAGGCAAUGAUGGAGAACCUGCAGAGUGUCAUGCUGCAGUCCGACACACUAAAUGUCAGCGCCACAGAGUGGGAGACGGAUGGGAUAUAUGGCUUCUGCUACAAGGUUAUGUUUGAGUCUGGCUACUUAACUCUCUUCGGUAAAGAGCUCAGCACCCAAGAAGAAAAAAGCCUGGCCAAGCAGGAGGCUCAGAAGGCCCUGGUGCAGAAUGCACUGGAGAAUUUCAAAGAGUUUGACAAGAUCUUCCCCGCCCUCGUUGCUGGGCUCCCCAUUCAUGUGUUCAAGAGUGGCCACAGCGCUCGAGAGAACCUGGCCAAGACACUCCUCCAUGAGAACCUAAGCAAGAGACAGAAUAUCUCUGACCUGAUUUCUCUCCGAAUGCUCCUGAACGACACUCUGUCCACCUUCAAUGACAUCGGCAAAGCCAGAACUCAUGUGGCCUUACUGUGGGCCUCCCAGGCCAACACGCUGCCCGCUACUUUCUGGUCUCUCCUCUACAUGAUCAGGAGUCCUGAGGCCCUGCGAGCUGCAACUGCAGAAGUCAACAGGACAAUGGAAGCCACUGGUCAGAAAGCCGACCCCAAGGACCCCCAUCUUACCCUCACCAGAGAACAACUAGAUGACAUGCCAGUGCUAGAUAGCAUCAUCAAGGAAGCAAUGAGGCUGUCGAGUGCCUCCCUCAACGUUAGAGUUGCCAAGCAAGACUUUUCACUGCAUUUAGACAACAAGGAGUCCUACCACAUUCGCAGAGACGAUCUGUUAGCACUGUAUCCACAACUCCUCCAUCUUGAUCCAGAAAUCUAUGAAGACCCUCUGACAUACAAGUACAACAGAUACUUGGAUGAAAAUGGACAAGAAAAGACAUCCUUUCACAAAAAUGGACGCAAACUCAGGUAUUACUACAUGCCUUUCGGCUCUGGAGUGACCAAGUGUCCGGGACGGUUCUUUGCAGUGCACGAGAUUAAACAGUUUCUCUUCCUGUUGCUUUCUUACUUUGACAUGGAACUUGUGGACUCUGAUGUAAAAGUCCCCCCACUGGAUCAGUCUCGGGCAGGUUUAGGUGUUCUACAGCCCACCUAUGAUGUUCAUUUUCGGUACAGACUUAAAGCUCAAUGA
Megalops cyprinoides (Indo-Pacific tarpon) is the source of this 1545-nucleotide messenger RNA. Its product is annotated as cytochrome P450 7A1-like. The transcript has 6 exons. The coding region runs from base 1 to 1545 and encodes 514 amino acids. Gene Ontology annotation, biological process: cholesterol homeostasis; bile acid biosynthetic process; cholesterol catabolic process. Gene Ontology annotation, molecular function: heme binding; iron ion binding; cholesterol 7-alpha-monooxygenase activity. NCBI's taxonomy places the organism in Eukaryota, Metazoa, Chordata, Actinopteri, Elopiformes, Megalopidae. The record is from RefSeq and is a predicted model, not a curated record.